GAGAUGGACGGAAGUGUUCGGCGUUAGCUGAAAGCCGGUGAUAUUUAAAGAUAUCUCUCUAAAAUGUCAGCAGUCAGAUAGGAGGAGGGAUGAGUGACUUUGGACCAGGAGAGCUGGUCGCAGGCCUCUGUCAUACAGACGAGGAGAAUCCUUUCCCUCUGUGGCAGAAUGGACACGUCAGCCUCUGUUUUAACCAGCUCGUCCUCGGAGCCCUGCCUCACGCUGGGAUGGCGGUUUUCAGUGCCUGCUACCUCAGCAUGGCAAGGUGCAGCCUCCUGCAGACGUCUCCUCCCUGUGGUUGGACGCUCCGGCUGGUGUCAGCUCUGCUGGCUGCGCUGCUCUUCACCGCAGACGUCGUCCUGGUGAGCGUCCUCCAGCAGGGGGACAUGUACCUGGAUCUUCUAACCGACAGCUGUGCCGUCCUGGCCUGGCUGGUCCACUUCACUGCCAUGACGGUGCUCCAGAAAUCUGCUUUCAGGAGAACCAGGGGACCUCCACUGCUGCUCCUGCUGGUCCUCCUGUCAGUCCCCAACCUUGUCAUCACCUUGAUGAUUUACUGUGAAACUGAAGGAUAUUUAAACCUCACAGAGCCUCUCAAACUGGCGCGGUUUGUCCUCGCCUCAGCCCGGACGCUGCCUCUUCUGGUUUACCUCCUUGCAUUUACAUUUCCCUGCAUCAGUGAUCCUGACUACACCUUAUAUAUUAACGCCGUGGACGGGUCCCCGCUCAUCCCACAGAGCACCCAGCCAGACACAGGUGAGAUGGUGGCCGAGGACGGGAGUGGCUGCUUCUCUCGACUCUUCUACCUGUGGCUGACUCCUCUCCUCAGACGAGGGCAGCGGGGGCAGCUGGACAGACCGGCUGAUGUUUAUCAUCUUCCUCGGAAACUUCGGACUAGUGUGGUUUGUCGAUACUUCCACCAGUGCUGGGAAGCCUGCAGACGAGGGACAGCGGUCAGUAACGGGCGGGAUCAGUGGCCCAGGCCGGUCAGCAGAAACCUCCUGAACGGCACCUGGAGCUCACACUACCUGGAGGAACCACUGGAGCUGGAGGGUGAUGUAGGGCUGCUGAGGGUGCUGCACAAGGCGUUUGGGUUGCGGUUCUACCUGCUGGGCGUGCUGAAGGUGGUGGUCAACAUGCUGAGCUUUACGGGUCCGCUGCUCCUCAGCAGUCUGGUGAACUUUAUAGAAGAAGAAGGGGCCCCUGUCAGCAGAGGUGCCUGGUGCGCUCUGGGGCUUUUCGCCACCACCCUUCUUACCUCUGUCCUCCGUAACAUCUACGUCUUCCAGGUCUCCAAGGUGGCGCUGUCAGCACGCGCCGCCCUCGUGUCGUCCAUCUACGGCAAAGCCCUGCGGGUCAGCGGCAGCAGCCUGGCCGGCUUCACCCUGGGAGAGGUGGUGAACUUAAUGAGCACGGACACCGACCGCGUGGUCAACUUCUUCAACAGUUUCCACGAGCUGUGGAGCCUGCCCUUCAGGUUUUCCAUCACCCUCUACCUGCUGUACCUGCAGGUGGGCGUGGCCUUCCUCGGAGGGCUGGUCGUGGCGCUGCUGCUGGUGCCACUCAACAAGUUCCUCGCUUCCCGUAUCCUUAGCAACAACAAAGACAUGCUGCGGCACAAAGACAGCCGCGUGAAGCUCAUGACCGAGAUCCUCUUCGGCAUUCGCGUCAUCAAGUUCUACAACUGGGAGUCUCACUUCACCCAGAAGGUCUCUGACUGCCGCCAGCGAGAGCUGUCCCACCUCAAGGCCAUCAAAUACCUGGACGCCAUGUGCGUGUACACCUGGGCGGCGCUGCCUGUGGUCAUCUCCAUCCUCACCUUCGUGACGUACGUGAUGCUGGGACACCAGCUGACUGCAGCCAAGGUGUUCACCACGCUGGCUCUGGUGGGAAUGUUGAUCAUCCCGCUCAACGCUUUCCCCUGGGUCCUCAACGGCAUCCUGGAGGCCAAAGUGUCUCUGGACCGGAUCCAGCGCUUCUUCAAACUCACCAACCAGGAUCUGCAGGCGUACUACGCUCUGGUGUCUCCUGAAGACAGUCACACCUCGCUCCUGUUGAACCAGGGGACGUUUUCCUGGCAGAGACCCGGCAGUCCCGACCAGAACGAGGGAGGAGAAAGUGAAACUGCAGCAGCUAAAGGGAGUCUGCUGCUGCACGGUCUCAGUCUACACAUAACUAAGGGCUCUCUGGUGGUCGUGGUCGGGAAGGUCGGCUGUGGGAAGAGUUCCUUACUGGCUGCUCUGACUGGAGAACUCAACAGGCUGAGUGGAGUGGUUUACGUCGCGGACAGAGAGGUCGGCUUCGGCCUGGCCUCUCAGGAGCCGUGGAUCCAGCAUGCAUCAGUACGAGACAACAUCCUGUUUGGCAAAGACUACGAUCCCACCUUCUACCAGGCCGUGAUCGAGGCCUGUGCUCUCUCAGACGACCUCAACGUUUUGCCAAAUGGUGACAGGACAGAAGUGGGAGAGAACGGCGUUACUCUGAGUGGAGGACAGAAGGCUCGGCUGGCCCUCGCCAGAGCUGUUUACAUGGACAAAGACAUCUACCUCCUCGAUGAUCCGCUGGCAGCGGUCGAUACAGACGUGGCUGAACACCUCAUGAAGAAAUGCAUCAUGGAACUCCUCAGGGGAAAGACCAGAAUCCUUUGCACACACCGUAUCGAGUUUGUGGAUAAAGCUGACAUGGUGGUCCUCAUGGACAAUGGAACAAUAAUCAAAACAGGUACACCAGCAGAAAUCCUUCCUCUGGUGGAGGCAGUGCCGAAAAAACGAAAGAAUGAUUGCAACACAAAAGAGAAAGAUGGUGCGGAGCAGGACGAGGAUGAGCCAGGCUCCUCUCCUGAUCUGUGUGUGGAUGACGAUCCUGACCUGUCGGGGGCGGAGCAGAAGCAGGUGGGCGGGCUGGCGUGGAGAGUUUACCAGACCUACUGGGUCGCUGUGGGCGGCGUGCUGGCCUCCUCCAUCUUGAUGUCUCUGCUCCUCAUGCAAGCCUCUAAGAACGUCUCCGACUGGUGGCUUUCCCACUGGAUCUCUGAGCUGAAGAACAACGGAUCCACCAGGUCGAAUGACUCUGUUACAGCUGCAUUCAGCUCUUCUCACCUGCUGCUCUUCUCACCUGGAGGAUUAAUGUGUCCUCUGCCUUCUGUGCAAACCUUCCCUCUGAGCAACAUGAGCUCUGAUGUCAAGUUUUACCUGAUGGUGUACGGCUCCAUCGCCGCGGCCAACACCGUCUUCACCGCGCUGCGAGCCUUCCUCUUCGCCUACGGAGCCAUCUGCGCCGCCACAGCCAUCCACAACAGACUUCUGGAUCGGGUCCUUAAGGCCACGGUGACCUUCUUCGACACCACCCCUCUGGGUCGCAUACUGAACCGUUUCUCCUCAGACGUGUACAGCGUGGACGACAGCCUGCCGUUCAUCCUGAACAUCCUGCUGGCCAACGUCUUCGGCCUGCUGGGGAUGCUGGUGGUGAUGAGCUACGGCCUCCCCUGGGUCCUGCUGCCCCUGCUGCCCCUGGCUCUGCUUUACCACCGCACGCAGCGCUUCUACCGACACACCUCCCGGGAGCUGAAGCGCCUGUGCAGCCUCACCCUGUCGCCCGUCUACUCGCACUUCUCCGAGACGCUGACCGGGCUGGGAACCAUCCGGGCCAGCGGCAGCUCUGCCAGGUUUGAGGAGGAGAGUGCUAAACGUCUGGAGCAGAACCAGCGCUGCCUGUUCCUUAGCAACGCCGCCAUGCAGUGGCUGGACAUCCGCCUGCAGCUGAUUGGCGUCGCUGUGGUGACGGGCCUCGGCGUGAUCGCUGUGGUCCAGCACCAGUUUCGUUCUGUUGAUCCAGGUCUGGUGGGUCUGUCCCUGUCCUACGCUCUGUCCAUCACAACCCUGCUGUCUGGACUCAUAUUCAGCUUCACCCAGACGGAGAUGCAGCUUGUGAGCGUGGAGCGGACCGAGGAGUACGCCACCGGCCUGCCCACCGAGCCUCAGCAGCAGAGCGCACAGCUGCCCCCCGCGUGGCCCGAGCAGGGCGGUUUGGAGUUUCGCGGCGUGGUUCUGGCGUACAGGGACGGUCUUCCCAACGCCCUGGACGGGGUGAGCCUGGUGGUGCGACCCGGGGAGAAGGUGGGCAUCGUGGGACGUACGGGCUCCGGCAAGUCCACCCUGUUCCUGGCCCUGUUCCGCAUGGUGGAGCUCAAGCAGGGGCAGAUCCUCCUGGACGGGCUGGAUAUCAGCUCGGUGGGCCUGGGUCAGCUCAGGUCCAGGUUGGCCAUCAUCCCUCAGGACCCCUUCCUGUUCAGCGGGACCAUCCGGGAGAAUCUGGACCCGUGUGGGCGACACCAAGACUGGCAGCUGCUGGACGUCCUGGACCAGUGUCACCUCAGCGCUGUGGUCGACAGGAUGGGUGGUCUGGAUGCUGAGGUUGGAGAGAGAGGAAAAUCCUUCUCUGUGGGACAGAGACAGCUGCUGUGUCUGGCCAGAGCUCUGCUGACCCAGGCCAAGGUCCUGUGUAUCGAUGAAGCCACAGCCAGCGUGGAUCAGAAAACGGAUCAACUGCUGCAACAGACCAUCAGAGAGAAGUUCCAGGACAAGACCGUCCUCACCAUCGCACACAGGAUCAACACCAUCAUGGACUGUGACAGGGUGUUGGUGAUGCAGGGUGGGAAGGUGGUGGAGUUUGACACCCCGGCCGCUCUCUGCCAGAGUGACCACUCCAUCUUCCAGAGGCUGGUUGGUGGGAGAGGAGAGUAAAAUAACUGAAACACAAAGAAAGUUGAAACUUUUCCAAAAAUCUGAAGAUAUAUUUUUAGAUUUUAUCCUGAAAAGGUUUUGCUGAGAGCUCACUUUCAGCUCUGUCCUGCUUCACACACAUUACAUCAAACAAAAAAUGCAGUAUUUUCCUUUUAUAGGAAAAUGUUUUUUGAUUUUUUCCUGACAUUUAGUCUCUUUAAAUUGAUUGUUGUGCUCAGAAAGUUUGUUCUAGGUCAAAUAAAAAUCUUCAGAAUCAUAACUGGAAAGUUGCACACUCAUAACUCCAAUUUGAUCGUUUAUUCCACCUUAUAAAGAUCGAUAAAUCUGUGAAUUGUCUUUUCAUGUUAUAUAUAUUUAUUCUUUAAGAAGGGGACGUCAAUUAACAUGAGAACUUGGGUUCAUCGUGUAAACGUGUUGACAAAAGCCAUCGUUCAGCUGAAACUUCGAUCUUCAUACGUUGAAAUAAAUGAUUGUUUUGAAGUGGAGUGUGUGGCUUUCCCACUCUCUCUGAUAUCUGCCUCUGAGUAUUAUAGCUUUGCUUUCUCCCUCAGUUUUUCUUGGUGCAAAAAUCUAGAUUUUAUGCCUCCACGCCGGCAGCAGCUGUAGCCACAGGCAUCAUGUUUUCAGGUUGACUGUCCAUCUCAGUAAGACCUUGAAGGAAUUUCUACAGAUUUGGCACAAACUUUCACUAGGACUCAAGGACUGAACUGCUUGAUUGCGCUGCAUUUGCACCAUAUACUGGCAAAUUAACAAGUUGCCUUGCAAAGAUUUGUUCUAAUUUAUUACUACAAGCAGGUAAUUUAAUGAGUCUAUUGUCAUCUGUUCUUGUUAAUUCAGUAGUUUGUGUUGGGUUGUUUCAUAAGAUCUUAUAAUUUUUCUGUGGUGGCUUUAGGGGAACAGUCAGUGAACUCAUCCUUGAAUGUUUUCUAUAAGGUGCUUGUAAACAGUGGGAGAAAAUGUUGCUCCCUGUCUUGAGAUUUGUAGAACGCUCUUCACUAAAUGUCAGACUGUGGAAAUAAGUUACUUCUGCUAAACAUUCGAUUUAUGCUGAAAGAAAUAUCAGCAUGCAGAUAAAUCAGAUGCCAGAUUUCAGUGCAGGUUCAGUAGCCUGAAGCAGUCUGACAUUACAGUCUAAUCCUUAUCUGAAUGAGUGAUCUUUAUGUCAGUAAUCUUUAAUCUGAUUCUUCAAACUGUGGUCACUAUGCAGUCUCUUCCUGUUAUAUGGUCACAUAGUUUUUUUUCUUGUCAAGUGAGAUUUAAUUCAAGAUCUAACUUUAAUAAAAAUGUUGUAGUUUACACUUUUGCAGGUUAAAAUGAUAUUCAUCCAUCCACCUGGAGCAACAUGGAUUUAGGGCACAGUUACCUGUAGAUCUGUUAUCGCUACCUCAGCUCUGAGGCCAGCUACUGAAUAUUGUUAUAAACGCAAACAUUAGUCUCGGACAUUAGGCUGUAUUUCAAAAAGUAAUGACAUACAGUAUGUUUUCAUGUUCCUCAGAGGAGCUGUUUUGGUCCCCUGCUUUUUAUCUAUACAUGUGUUUUUUGAGCGAUGUCCUCAGAGGAUAUGAUGAUAAUUUCUGUAUUUGUGUGUGUAUCUACGCUGAUGAUAUACUAUUCUACAUUUCUGUUGAUACAAAUGAUGCAGUGCUUGAACUCGUGGGAAUCAGGCAGAAUAUCAUCUUACAUUUUGUUUUAUGAACAAUGUGAUCAAACAAGCUUGUUUAGUUCGAUGUAUCACCAAUGUGCAGCAAGUUACAACCCUGCAAAGAUGCUGAAAAGCCUUUAAUCCAAGACAUUUGCUUGAAUAUGAAACUCUUAUUUGUUUAAGACCAACCUACAUUAUAGAUUCACUACAUAUAUCUUCACCUCUGCUCCCAUAAAAGAAAGCUGGGGGUGGAGCUUUAAUCAGCUGUGACCUUGGGAACAUUUUACCAAAAGACAACAAAAGCAUUUUAGCUGUCAGCUUAGCAUUCAAUCAGCAUCACUUUAUUUUUCUAUUUUAAGCAGGCUUUUUCUUUUCUUUUUAAAUCUGUAUUUGUGAUAUCCUGUUUUGCUUGAAUGUUUUAUUUUCCUUGUGUGAACUGUACAAUCUGAGACUGUAAUUAUUUUUGCCUGACUUUAAUUUUUUAAUGAAAAGCACAUUAGCUGCACUGUGAGACUUUUGAAUUUCCUGGUUAAUUUUCUAACCUUGAUGUUAUCUUUGCUACUUUUACUUUUUUAACCAAACAGACUAUUUUUAGAAUUAAUGAGUUGUCUUCUCUGUUGAUUAUCUCCUCCGUCACUCAGCAGUGAGUCAUGAAGAGGAUUCACUCUCAGUGAAGGUGGAGAUUGAAACCUUGAAACCAGCCUCUGAUGUGUUUGACCUCUCUCAGCUCUUUUUAUAUAAACUGUGCAUCUGUUACAAACUGUUUUUCCAAACUGGUGUCAACAUCAAAAGAUACAAAGGUCUGUGAAAUCACA
Lates calcarifer (barramundi perch) is the source of this 7199-nucleotide messenger RNA. RefSeq names its product ATP-binding cassette, sub-family C (CFTR/MRP), member 10 (gene abcc10). Gene Ontology annotation, cellular component: membrane. Gene Ontology annotation, molecular function: ATP hydrolysis activity; ABC-type transporter activity; ATP binding. Gene Ontology annotation, biological process: transmembrane transport. NCBI's taxonomy places the organism in Eukaryota, Metazoa, Chordata, Actinopteri, Centropomidae. The record is from RefSeq and is a predicted model, not a curated record.